AUGUCCUCGCCGAGGAUCUUGCGAGUGGUUUUCUGGUACUUGCCGUCGCUUGCAGCGUGGUCGAUGAAGCUCGUGGCGGCUUCAAGCUUGUCGGAGGGGAUGAAAUCGCGCAGGAUCACGUACCCGUCGGACACGAAGGAGCGCUUUUGCUGGUCGGAGAGUGCGAGGGUGUCCAUUCCUAUGCGGAAACGCGUUGACAGAGGGUACUGCUCUUGCGGGUGUCGGGAUAGAUGCGACAAUGUGGAGAAGACUUGUUUAACCUGA
Chondrus crispus (carragheen) is the source of this 264-nucleotide messenger RNA. RefSeq lists its product as hypothetical. The coding region runs from base 1 to 264 and encodes 87 amino acids. The record is from RefSeq and is a predicted model, not a curated record. The transcript has a single exon. NCBI's taxonomy places the organism in Eukaryota, Rhodophyta, Florideophyceae, Gigartinales, Gigartinaceae.